GCGCUGGCAGAGGAGAGCCGCUGGAAGCGGUUGACAACGGCAUUUCAGAAGUGCGAGUACGAGGAAAACGACGCCGGGGAGCUCGUCAAGGACGUCCGCACAACGGGGGCUCGAACCUUCCUGCGCGGCCUGCCUGGCGACCUCGGCCUUCGCAACCUGGCGGUGUUCCACGACCUCGUGGCGGCGCUGUCUGGGCGGCAGUCCAGCAGCGCCAACAGCAGUGGCAGCGGCAGCGCCGGUCACCCUGGCGACGUCCGACAGGACAACCUCUUCUCGGGGAAGCUCGUGGCGGCGGCGAGCCAGCAGGAUACGAAACUCCUCCAGGAACUCACAGGCGAGUUGGACCCAGCAGACCAGCCCCGCGAGUUGGUCAAGAAGUCUGAGCAGGGGGGGCCGCUCCGUUCCCUGGGGCCAGACGAGGCUGCCUUCCGCGCUGCCGGGGCGGCCCGCAAGGCCGGCCGCUUCGUGGCCUACCCGGGCAGUCGCCCCUCCGCGUCGUAA
Prorocentrum cordatum is the source of this 501-nucleotide messenger RNA. The record is from the annotation of a GenBank genome assembly. NCBI's taxonomy places the organism in Eukaryota, Dinophyceae, Prorocentrales, Prorocentraceae.